AUGGAUGUGGUGGAUGAAAACGAGGCCCUUCAACAGUUCUUUGAAGGACAAGAUGUCCUUGGGACAUUGGAGGAUGCAAUGGCGGAUACACGUAUGUUGGAAGAAUUUAUAGGAAGUGAGCCUGAAUUAUUUGGAACUCGGCCAAGCAAGCUACCAGACUCACCACCAGAUUCUGGAUCGGAGUUAUGUUCACCAGCACAGUCCAAAGAAUGCACCAGCACAUUUCCUUGCAUCUUUUUGGAGGCUUCUUCUAAGAUGAAUCCCAAUGGGCAAGUCUGUGGUCCACACCAAGAUUGUGGUCUGAAGACGGGCAAUGCUGUAACUCUUUGGAAUAAUUUUAUGCCUUCUGCACACCAUUCUUCAAAUUAUUCUCAUCCAGCUUCUCUCAACCCAAGCCUUUCCUUGAUGUCUAAAAAGAGAAAGCGCUCGUUGGAGGAGUCUCUUGAAUUUCUCACAUGUACUGACAGUGCUGGACCAAUGACAGUUGAGGACUCUUCUUCCACCAUGCAAGAAUACGACAGUGAUGGCCAGAAUGCAGCAUCUGCUGAGAAAUGCUGUCAGUCCCUGGCAUGGCAACCGUAUCGAAUAUUUCCUUGGAGCAGCCUUUUAAACCACAAUUAUGAAAAACUCCCAGAUGUGGGAUAUCACGUUGUUGCAGACAAAGGAUUUAAUUUUUCAGCAGCAGAUGAUGCUUUUGUUUGUCAGAAGAAAAACCAUUUCCAGAUCACAGUCUACGUUUGUGUUACUGGAAAUCCAAAAUUUGUCAAAACCAGUUUGGGACUGAAACCUAUAGAAAGCUUUUACUUGAAGGCUUUUGGAAUUAAGAUGGAAGCACCCAAUCAAGUGAUUGUAGUUGAACAAUCUCAGUCUGACCGAACCAAAAGACCUUUCUAUCUGUUUAAAGUUGAUCUGCCAGAAGACCAGGUCACCAAAGUAACUCUGGCAAGGCUGCACUUUAGUGAAACAACAGCAAAUAAUAUGAGAAAGAAAGGGAAACCUAACCCUGAUCAAAGAUACUUCAAGUUGGUGGCUGGAUUAUACGCUGUCAGUCAAGACCAGUCUUAUUUGGUGAUUGCUCAUGUCUCUGAAAAGAUAAUUGUCAGGGCCUCAAACCCUGGACAGUUUGAGAAUGACAGUGAUCUGCUCUGGCAACGAGGACAUAUUCCAGACUCCGUUGUUUAUCAUGGUCGAGUAGGAAUUAACACAGAUGCACCAGAUGAAGUCUUGGUUGUCUGUGGAAACAUGAAAGUCAUGGGGGCAGUCAUGCAUCCAUCUGACCAUCGAGCCAAACAGAACAUCCAAGAAGUUGAUACACAUCAGCAGCUGAGAAGAAUAGCACAGAUGAGGCUGGUUGAAUAUGACUACAAGCCUGAGUUUGCAUCUGUUAUGGGAAUUAAUCAGACCCAUGAAACAGGAGUGAUAGCCCAGGAAGUUCAAGAACUUCUGCCAAGAGCCAUAAGAGAAGCUGGAGACGUUGUAUGUGAAAAUGGAGACAGAGUCGAUAAUUUCCUCAUGGUUGACAAGGAUCAAAUUUUUAUGGAGAAUGUGGGUGCAGUUAAGCAGCUCUGCAAAUUAACCAACAAUCUUGAAGUUAGGAUAGAAGAGUUGGAAGCAUGGAAUAAAAAACUUGCCACACAGAAACGAAUAAACAGCUUAAAGUCAGCGACCAGAGAAAAGAAUUCUAUGAGGAAAUUUGGCCAAGCUGCUUCUUGGUUACCAUCACGAAAACCAAUUCCAACAAAACCUGGCAAGGUAUGUCUUCCAGCGAAGAAACAGUCAUGGUCCAGCACCAGGAUUUUCCAGAUAAGUGUAAUUGCUUUGGUUGCUGUUAUGGCACUUUGCGUUACAACGAUGUCAACCCUUUAUGUACUAAGCAUACCAGAGCAAGAUAUUGUCCCUCCUGAAUACAGCAAUUCAACUAGUCUGAUGACAGUUCCUCCAUCCAUCACCCUUACAGGUACUGUGACCAGAUAUAGUACAGUGUCCUCAACCACCAAACCUACCACAAGCAUACCUGAAGUGAAUUUCUGUGGUAUUUUGCAAUGUCAUAAAACUUACUGCUGUCCACUUCAUCAGGCAGUAAGAAAAGAUCUAAAUUAUCAGAAGAUGAAGACAAAGGAGGAGAGAAAUAAAAGAAAAGGACUAUUGGAACAAAACUGGAUUGAGAAGCCUGACCUUGGAAAUGACUGGAUCGAUACAACAAUCACAUCUAUUCAGAUUUUACAGACACAGCAAAAAAUUGAUCAUCGCUAUUGCAGCAAAAAUCUGCAGUGCGGGUCUGGAAAUUACAGUUACUUUAUUCCCAUUAACAAAUAUACACCCGUCAAGGUAAAAAUCUCACUGGAAUUCAAUACAACAGAACCAUUAAUUAUCUUUCAAUGCAAAACCACCUAUGGAAAUCCUUGUUCGUAUCAUCCUCAAACCCAUGAGAAGAGGGAACCCUUUCAGGAAACCACACAGGGGUUCCAUCAUAUUUGGGAUCUUCCUGUAGCCUCCGUUUAUGACAGUGCAUAUCAUUUUCGGGUUGCUGCUCCAGAUCUUGCAGACUGUUCAACAGAUCCUAACUACACUGGGAUAUUUUUCACCGAUUAUUUCUUCUAUUUUUAUCGCAAAUGCAACUAAAAGGCUGGCAUUAGCAUUUCUUGCAAAA
Euleptes europaea (tarantolino) is the source of this 2650-nucleotide messenger RNA. It is a transcript of the gene MYRFL, whose product is annotated as myelin regulatory factor like. Gene Ontology annotation, cellular component: endoplasmic reticulum membrane; nucleus. Gene Ontology annotation, molecular function: sequence-specific DNA binding; DNA-binding transcription factor activity. The coding region runs from base 1 to 2622 and encodes 873 amino acids. The transcript is spliced from 25 exons. Gene Ontology annotation, biological process: positive regulation of DNA-templated transcription; protein autoprocessing. Lineage: Eukaryota; Metazoa; Chordata; Lepidosauria; Squamata; Sphaerodactylidae. The record is from RefSeq and is a predicted model, not a curated record.